Triticum turgidum subsp. durum (durum wheat) is the source of this 195-nucleotide messenger RNA. The record is from the annotation of a GenBank genome assembly. NCBI's taxonomy places the organism in Eukaryota, Viridiplantae, Streptophyta, Magnoliopsida, Poales, Poaceae.
AUGGGGUGGCUCCGCUCCCUCUUCUCCCCCCUGAGGAAGAUCAUUGUCCGCGCACAUUCGGCGCGCAAAUACCGGAGGGGGAUGAGGAUCCUGUACAAGGACGUCAAGUCCUGCGAGGACGAAGAUGUGCACGUCCUGUGGUCCAUCCUGGUCGACUCGCACCGCCACCCGGCCAUGGUGAAGCUGAAGCUCUAG